Brassicogethes aeneus is the source of this 898-nucleotide messenger RNA. Lineage: Eukaryota; Metazoa; Arthropoda; Insecta; Coleoptera; Nitidulidae. The record is from the annotation of a GenBank genome assembly.
GGCUUGUCAAUUCUUUUAAUUUAUUCGUGUUUUCGCAUUAAAAAUGCCGUACGCAAAUCAGCCUUCAGUCCAUAUAACCGAUUUAACUGACGACAAUGUGAAAUUUUACAUCGAGGACACAGAUUUAAGUGUUGCAAACAGCAUUCGCCGGGUUCUUAUCGCCGAAACCCCCACAUUGGCCAUUGAUUGGGUAAAAUUGGAAGCCAACUCGACAGUUUUAAGUGACGAAUUUUUGGCGCACAGAAUAGGACUUAUACCUUUGAUUUCCGAUGAGGUUGUGCAACGUCUGCAAUAUCCAAGAGAUUGUAUUUGCAAAGAUUUCUGUCAGGAAUGCAGUGUUGAAUUCACUUUGGACGUAAAAUGCACAGGCGACAAUACAAGACUUGUCACUACAGCCGAUUUAAAAUCUAGUGAUCCCAGGGUAAUUCCAGCCACCUCAAAACACAGGGAUGAUGAAUCAUCAGAAUAUGAAGAGAACGAUGAAAUUUUGAUUAUUAAGUUACGUAAGGGGCAAGAAUUGAAGGUCAGAGCUUAUGCUAAGAAAGGUUUUGGCAAAGAACAUGCAAAAUGGAAUCCAACUUGUGGAGUUGCUUUUGAAUAUGAUCCUGAUAACUCUAUGAGGCACACUUUGUUUCCCAAGCCAGAUGAGUGGCCUAAAAGUGAAUACAGUGAACUAAAAGAUAACCAAUAUGAGGCUCCUUUUAACUGGGAAUUGAAACCAAAUAAAUUUUAUUACAAUGUGGAAUCCGCUGGUUUAUUGAGACCGGAAAAUAUUGUCAUAAUGGGUGUGGCAAUGUUGAAAGAAAAAUUAUCAAACUUGCAGACCCAACUCAGCCAGGAGUUGCAGAAUGAUGCCUUAGCUAUUUAAUUAUUUUUAUCAAUAAACUUUGACCAAGAG